Molecule: messenger RNA, 609 nt
Organism: Triticum aestivum (bread wheat)
Lineage: Eukaryota; Viridiplantae; Streptophyta; Magnoliopsida; Poales; Poaceae
Exons: 1
Coding region: 168-440 (90 amino acids)
Source: RefSeq, a predicted model, not a curated record
AGCCUCCCUCCGUCCCCCGUGUAUAUAACCUCGUCCCAGCCCCGCUCUCCCUCUCAUCAACACAAGCAUCAAUCAGCCUUCAUCUCAGUUCAUUCACAGUCAGCCUUCAUCUUCAUCUCAGUCAUCACCUACUUCAGAGUUUCAUACCGCCAACACACAGAGAGAUCAUGGCGGGUGCGGCUAAGGCGUCUUGGAUGGUGGCGAUGAGCGUCGGCGCCGUGGAGGCGCUCAAGGAUCAGGCCGGCCUCUGCCGCUGGAACUACGCCCUCAGAUCCAUCCACCGGGCAGCCAAGGCCCGGGCCAACGUCCGUGGCGGCGUCUCGCAGGGCGCCAAGCAGCUUCCGGCCUCUGCUGCGUCGGUGGUGGAGAGGCGGCGUUGGGAGAAGGCCGAGGAGGGGCUGAGGACGGUGAUGUACCUCAGCUGUUGGGGACCAAAUUAGCAGCUGCAACUUAGUGCUAGCUAGGUGUGUGUGUGUGUGUGUGUGCUUGCUGCAACAACCAUGGCCUGAAACCACGGUGUAAAAGCUUGGUACUAGCUGGCUUCCCGUGGAAUCCCCCAUUGUAAAAACCACCAUGAUGAUGAUGACAAAUUUCAGUUACUUCAGUUCA